Messenger RNA from Cryptotermes secundus, 1104 nucleotides. Its product is annotated as probable ATP-dependent RNA helicase DDX60. Lineage: Eukaryota; Metazoa; Arthropoda; Insecta; Blattodea; Kalotermitidae. The transcript is spliced from 6 exons. Bases 280 to 1104 code for a protein of 274 amino acids. Gene Ontology annotation, cellular component: cytoplasm. The record is from RefSeq and is a predicted model, not a curated record.
GGCCACACAGUUUGAGGUGUGACUUCAGUUUCCUACAUGUAUUUCCCACCAUCCACUUCUAGGUUCGCUAUUUUGCCUUAAGCCAUUAUGUCACAAUAUAUGUUACUCAGAAUAUUUAGGCUUGUAACGGCCCACAGACCAGAUUGCUGUACUUCCAAAGUGUUUGUAGCAAGCUAGACAUUAUUCUUUGCAGUGUAACAGAUAAUUUUGCUUUGUAGGGCUCUGACAUUGUUGAACUGCUGCUUGAUCUAUCAAGCAUUGCCGGAGCUCAAGAUACAAAUGAAACAUUUCUUUGCAUUCUCAAUACAGUUGCUGAUGUUGCAGGGCUUAUUAGAUGAUGAAGGAAAGCCACAGCAUUUGGCUGGUAUAAUCACUCAUCUUCACUACCACGAACCAGGAAAUUUGGCAUUUGUGUAUCUCUUGAGAAGUGGGGCUCUGAGGGAGCUGUGUACACCAGAGAAAGACGGUACAAUCUCCAAGGCGACACAAAUGAAUUUGGUUCUUGUGCUGAGCUACUUGUUUGCUCCUCUUGUUCUCCACAGGAGGGCACACAAUGUUAAAUACAAUAACUCAAAAGUGGUGCUGCCACCUCUUCCACCAAAAAUUAAGAAGGUAUUGGAAAUGUACAAUGAGGAAGUCAUGUGCAUAUAUGACAUUUACUUCAAGUGUGUGGCUGAAGGUAUUGCUAAUAACCUGGGAGAAGAUGUUACUCUUCCAAUGUCAGGAGUCCGUAUUAUGCCGAGAGAGGCUUUUGUAGCAAGUACUGAAGGUCCCAUGAGUCUUGAGAGGCACUUAGUAGAGGGUUGUGAACCAAAAGUCAUUUGUUCUGCAUUUGCUGCCCUCUCGGGCCAUUCUGACAGGGGGUUGUAUUCUCAUUACAACAUGAUCUCAAACAUACGCCACCAGGUUUUCACAGAUGUGAAGGUGGUACCAAUUGUGGAACUGAACAAAACUUACAAUGGAUAUGCGUGGGAUUUUUACAACCAUGGAAUUGUUGCUGCAAUUAUGAAUGAUAAUGGCCUGAAACAAGUGUUCUUCAGUGUAAAUGUGGCUGAGGCAAAGGUUUCAUUGACAGUGGUGGUCAUAAUGAAGUACAAGGUUUAG